Messenger RNA from Magnolia sinica, 1290 nucleotides. RefSeq names its product F-box protein SKIP24. The record is from RefSeq and is a predicted model, not a curated record. NCBI's taxonomy places the organism in Eukaryota, Viridiplantae, Streptophyta, Magnoliopsida, Magnoliales, Magnoliaceae. Gene Ontology annotation, molecular function: protein binding. Bases 97 to 798 code for a protein of 233 amino acids. The transcript is spliced from 5 exons.
CCGCGUCGGUGGUUGCGAAGAAAAGAAAAGAAAUAGUAAAGAAGACGCAGCAGCUACUUCUCAUUUCAUUUACAGGCAUUUUCCUCGGUGGAUGCUAUGUCGAGUCUUCCAGACGAGAUAUGGAGUCGUAUUAUAGAAAUCGGAACGGAAAAGAAGAUAUUGAGUUGCAGAGACGUAUGCUGCAUCUCAAUGUCCUGCAGACGCUUCUGCAGGCUCUCCAACGACGAUUCCAUCUGGUCUAUCUUGUUCUCCCUCGAUUUUCCCUCCCCCAAAUCCCUCUCCCUUUCCACCAAUCCCUCUCCCAAAUCCCUCUACAAAUCCAGGUUUGAGACGGAGAGAGCAUUGAAGGUUGCGGCCUAUCGACGUGCUGUCCUUAAUAUCGAGAGUCAGAUUGCAAUUUAUUCGAUGAACCUUGAAAAAUUGCAGCUACAAUUGGUUGGAGAGAAGGAGAAAAUGAAGGCGGUGAUGUCGGAAUUGACUAAUUUGGAGAAGGUCAGGCAAGCAUCUGUAGCCUUGAAUGUUUGGCAGCCAGAAACUAUUCGUGGUAGGCAAAAACAGAUUGUUGAGCAAUGUGUUGUACCUGUUGAGUAUCGCAUUGAUGCUCUACACAUGGAACUUAGAGUGUGCAAGAUGCAGAUUGAGAUAUUCAAUAAGAGCUAUGAAGAUGAAAAGUGCAAGCUCAAAGCAGGCAAGGAAGGGUUGGCAUCUUUGAAAUAUCACCCAUUACAUGACUACCAGUCAGGGAGAGGAAUUGAUGGUCGCAACUUGAAACGGAAGAAGAGGAAUUUGAAGAAGUAAUGCCAUGAAUCUGAUACAAAAUCACAUCAAGCAGUCCAAAGAUGCAGAUAUGUUGCAUGAGUGGCACUGGCAUCUCUUCUCAUGUCCUGCUGUUGGUGCCACCAUUUCACAUUUCCGGAGAAAAUCGAAAAGGAUUGACACUGCUCGAGUGACUCGACGCUUAAGCUUUAGUAUCAUGUGUAAGUCAUUUACCUGUAUAAACCAUAAAUCCCAUCCCUAACCCUAAUCCGAUACGUCCCGUUGACACAGGUCAUGUAGACUGGUAUUUAGCAGGGACUGUAUGUUCUGUCACUGAGGACAUGUAAUAUGCCUGGGUAUGCAGUUUGUAGAGUUCGGUCGGGCCCAUGUUUUUUAGGUAUGUGUAGGGAACCUGGAAAGGCCAAUAUUUUUUUGGCCUGAGCCUCAUCCCUCAAGCACAGUCCAUUAAGCAAUUUCACAUGGAUUUUAGUAGUAUGUAAAAGACUUGUAUGCUAAAAUGUGUACUUUGUAUCA